AUGUCAGUGAAAUACUAUGUGAGAAGAAGGGAUGGGCUGAUGGUUAAUGUGUGCAGACAGAGUUUUAUGGACAUUUUGGGAGUUAAAAAAGACAGGAUUUUGAAUGUAGUAAAACGGUUUAAGGAAAGCUAUGAAAUGCCCAAAGAACGACGUGGAGGAGAUCGUAUAAAAGAUGAAAAUAACACAAAGCGAGCGGCUAUAAAAAAAUUUGUUGAAUCACUAAAGUGCAUAGAGUGCUGCCGAUCUAAGACAUUCAAUAGAUUUUAUUUGCCUGCAGAACUAAAUAUCAGAAAACUUUGGAGAAUGUUUAACAAUGCCGUCUUCAAAGAUCUCCAGACAAAUUCAAAAUAUAGCCUCAGAAAAGGCUCGCUGCCUGAGAGUGAUCGUCAGGGCAUAUCUGGAGCUGGCGUUGGAUAUGAUAGGCGGGCCCCUACCGUUCAAGUAGCGACAGCCCAAAACAACAGCGUGGAAGUAAAUACUGAAGAUAAAGUGGACCAACAGAACACCACUCUAUCUGUCGACUCAUCUUUAGAUUAUUGCGUAUCUGAAACUGAAGUCGCGGAUCGUAUUUGUGUGAUUUUCAUAGAUUCUGAAAAUGAUGACGUCAGAGACGAAGACGAAGAAAGAGAAAAUGGAGACGCAGAUAGCUAUCAUGACAUGCGAAGUGUUAAGAGUAUACGCAUCCAAAACAUGCCUUCUACUCUGUAUCCUAGCUUUUUAUUAAGCUUCAAAGACCUGAGGAUAGUAUCAGAUCGUUCGACAGAAAGUGUGAACAUCCUGUUAGAAAAUGGGUGGAUGACUUCGAGGAAAGGACCGAGGUGA
This is a messenger RNA of Acanthoscelides obtectus, 822 nucleotides long. The record is from the annotation of a GenBank genome assembly. Lineage: Eukaryota; Metazoa; Arthropoda; Insecta; Coleoptera; Chrysomelidae.